UUAGUGUUUCUUCUUAGCUUUUCUUAGCUGUAAUUUUCUUCCUUGUUUGUUUUCUACUAUAUUUUGCCUAGCAAUAACCCACAAGUUUUAAGCUCUUUUCUUUUUUGGUAAGUUUAAUUAACAAACAUGGCUUUAGAUGUAACCUUAGAAGAUGAUCUUUUCUUUGCUGAUUUAUAUAGGAAAAUCUCUUUCUUGAUUGAUGAAGAUGAUGAUGAUUAUAAUUACCCAGCAGUUUCCCAUUUUCCUUCCAUUUUCCCUCAUGGUCAAAUCAAAUUUUUUCCUAGGGUCAAGUCUGAUCAAGUGCGAUCCCUAGCUGACUAGUAGACUACUAAAUGAGAAAAAGAAGACAUAACUCUCACAAUAAGUAUAGCACGAGGAAAAAGAGAAAGCACGAAGAGGAAGAGAUAUCUAAUGGAUGUCCAGAAGAUCAAAGUGGUCAAUCCAAUUGUUGAAAUGGACGGAGAUGAAAUGACUCGAGUAAUAUGGAAAUCUAUUAAAGAGAAGCUUAUAUACCCCUUUCUGGAGCUGGAUAUAAAGUACUUUGAUCUCGGUCUCCCAAAUCGUGAUGCAACCAAUGACAAAGUCACCAUAGAAAGUGCAGAAGCUACACUCAAGUAUAAUGUUGCUAUCAAAUGCGCAACUAUAACACCUGAUGAAGGUCGUGUACAGGAGUUUAAUUUGAAACAGAUGUGGAAGAGUCCAAAUGGGACAUUAAGAAAUAUCCUUAAUGGUACCGUUUUCAGGGAACCAAUAAUCUGCAAAAAUGUCCCAAGGCUUGUUCCAGGUUGGACAAAACCUAUAUGCAUUGGAAGACAUGCUUUUGGAGAUCAGUACCGUGCAUCGGAGGAAGUCAUUCGGGGAGCAGGAACUCUUAAGAUGGUAUUUGUUCCAGAUGGGCAAGGUGAGAAGACAGAAGUAGAAGUUUUUCGAUUUAAAAAUCCCGGAGGAGUUGCGAUGUCAAUGUAUAAUACUAAUGAGUCAAUACGGGCUUUUGCUGACUCUUCUAUGAGCACUGCUUUCCAAAAGAAAUGGCCACUUUAUCUCAGCACAAAAAACACCAUUCUGAAGAAAUAUGAUGGGAGGUUCAAGGAUAUAUUCCAGGAAGUUUAUGAAACAAAGUGGAAGUCGAAGUUCGAGGCUAUAGGAAUAUGGUAUGAACAUCGUCUAAUAGAUGACAUGGUUGCUUAUGCUAUGAAGAGUGAAGGGGCUUAUGUCUGGGCAUGCAAGAAUUAUGAUGGAGAUGUCCAAAGUGACUUCUUGGCUCAAGGUUUUGGGUCACUUGGGCUGAUGACAUCUGUUUUGGUAUGUCCAGAUGGACGGACAAUUGAAGCUGAAGCGGCUCAUGGGACUGUUACUCGCCACUUUCGCGUUCAUCAAAAAAGAGGUGAAACAAGUACCAACAGUAUAGCAUCCAUCUUUGCCUGGACACGUGGGCUUGCACACAGGGCUAAGUUGGAUGACAACACCAAGCUCUUGGACUUCACCAGUAAGCUUGAAGCAGCAUGUGUUGGAACUGUUGAAUCGGGGAAGAUGACUAAAGACCUGGCACUCCUUGUACAUGGGCCUAAAGCCAAAAGAUGUCAGUAUUUGAACACCGAAGAGUUUAUCGAUGCUGUGGCCGAGGAGCUGAAAUCAAGGCUAACUGCCAGAGCAAAAAUGUAAAAACUUCAACCGAGAGAUGGCAAUGACUAUAGUGAUAAAUCGUUUGCAGAUAAAAUCCGAUGUCUGCAAGUAUAGUGAGUACAAAUAAAAUCUGUGUAUUUGUUACAUGAUUUGGGCUUUUGGCCUUAUUACUUAUUAGCCUUCUAAUUUUUAUUUUCUACCAUUUCGAGUUCCAUUAUUUAUACUCUAAUUCAGUGGAACUACAUUACUCUUUGUUCAUUACAUUUCAUGUUUUCUUUGUUAUAGUCAAGUUCAAUCAUAUUAUUUGCAAUAAGCAAAUCAAAAAAAAUUGUUACAAUUAAUCUUGGUGUGUGAUGUAAUAUAAAGCCGAACCAUUUUUCAUA
Amaranthus tricolor (Joseph's coat) is the source of this 2006-nucleotide messenger RNA. Its product is annotated as isocitrate dehydrogenase [NADP]-like. Gene Ontology annotation, biological process: isocitrate metabolic process. Gene Ontology annotation, molecular function: magnesium ion binding; NAD binding; isocitrate dehydrogenase (NADP+) activity. The transcript is spliced from 16 exons. The record is from RefSeq and is a predicted model, not a curated record. NCBI's taxonomy places the organism in Eukaryota, Viridiplantae, Streptophyta, Magnoliopsida, Caryophyllales, Amaranthaceae. Gene Ontology annotation, cellular component: mitochondrion. The coding region runs from base 412 to 1662 and encodes 416 amino acids.